AUGGCUAGCACUGGUCUCUACGUCGCCGUUGCUGGCGCCGUCGCUGUCAUCUUCCUGAGCUGGGGCCUCCCUAUCUUCCUGGCCGAGUACUUCCCCUGGCAGAGUCUCUACAAGCAGCGACACGGAAAGCCCACCGUCGUCACCAAGUCCUACAAAGGCAGAACUGCCCUGAUCACCGGUGCCAAUGGCGCCUUUGGCUCCAGAGUUGCCAAAAACUUUGCCCAUCGCGAGGUGGGCACUCUUGUUCUAGCCGAUGUGAGGGAUUGCGGGGGCGUCAAGGCGGAAAUCGAGGCAGAGCUCAAGGAGCAGGGGAAGCCUAUCCCCAAGAUUCUCGUUUGGCAGAUCGACCUGAUGACCUUUGCCGGGUGCCAAGAGCUAGGAAAGAAGGCAAAGACGCUCGAGAGUCUGGACCAUGCUCUCAUGACCGCUGGAAUCCUCACCUGGGAUCGCAGGGUAUCACCCGAGGGCUGGGAAAGCUCCAUCCAGGUCAACUUUCUCUCCAGCGCGCUCAACGGACUUCUCCUCCUGCCACUGAUGAAAUCGGCCCCGUCCAAUCCUAAUCCUCCAGUCUUGACCUUUGUGACCACCUUCGGCAUCUACCCCUCAUCCUUCACCCUGGGCAUGCCCAAGACCGGCUCCUACCUCAAGAAGCUGAGCAACAACAAGGAGGGUCUGGAGCAGACCCACCAGUACGGCCGCUCCAAGGCCCUCCUCCUCUACUUCAGCCGCGAGCUCGCCGCCCGCGUCUCGGCCGCCACCGCCUCGGGCAAGCUGGGCAAGGUGACCGUCAACAGCGCCGACCCCGGCUCCGCGUGGACAGGCCUCACCAACCCAACCGGCCAGAACAUCAUCUCGAAGCUCAUCAUGGACUUUGGUGCCAGAGCGCCCGAGAUUUGCGCUGUCGCGUUGACCAAUGGAGUUUCCGUCUCUGCGGAUGGGCACGGGAAGAUCCAGCAGGAUUUCGAUACUACAACAUAUCCUCCUUUCAUGCUGAGGAAGAGCGGCCAGGUCACCCAACAGCGUGUUUGGGACGAGGCCAAGGCUGAGUUCGAGAGCAAGGCCCCCGAAGUCAAGGCCGUCUAUGAGGUUCUG
Molecule: messenger RNA, 1092 nt
Organism: Clonostachys byssicola
Lineage: Eukaryota; Fungi; Ascomycota; Sordariomycetes; Hypocreales; Bionectriaceae
Source: the annotation of a GenBank genome assembly